AUGGACCCAACGAGUCUGUUUCGAGUGGACGGUAUGGUGGCUGUAGUGACUGGUGGCGCUACCGGUAUUGGACUCAUGAUGGCGAAGGCUCUUGCAGGGGCAGGAGCAAAGAAGGUUUAUCUGCUUGGCAGGCGAAAGGAAGUUGUAGAAAGUUCAGCGUCUCAGGAUCCAGCCUUCGUCCCCAUAGUAUGUGAUAUCGGUUCGAAAGAGUCCCUGCAGUCCGCUGUUGACUUCAUCACAAAUGAUGUAGGAUAUAUCAACUUGCUCGUGGCCAAUUCCGGAAUAGUAGGCCCUACCCAUUCCUUCAAUCCGGAGUUCACAAUCCAGGAACUUCGUAAAAGCUUGUUCGAGGAAGUAUUGAUGGAAGACUUCACGGAAGCUUUCCAUAUCAACGUGACUGCGACUUACUUCACUUUGUUGGCCUUCCUGGAACUGCUCGAUGCUGGUAAUAAAAAGGCCUUGAAUGGAGGCUUUGGUGCGCCAUCCAAAGAGGGCAGCAAUGUUCCCUUGAUACCGAGUCAAGUCGUUAUCACCGGAAGCUUAUCCGGCUUCAGUAGGGAAAGGAUGUCGGCACCCGCAUACUCUGGUAGCAAGUCAGCUAUAAUCCACCUUACCAAGCAUGCCAGUACGAAUCUGGCCCAAUACGAAAUUAGAGUCAACGCACUGGCGCCCGGCUUAUUUCCGAGUGACCUAGCCACUAGCCUGAUGUCUGGACGCGAUCCAAGUACAGAAGGCCUCGAGAAUUCCAAAUUCAUUCCGUCAAGGCGCUUUGGGGGUUAUGAGGAGAUGGGUGGUAGUUUGUUGUAUCUUGCUAGCCGGGCCGGCUCGUACUGUAAUGGGUUUAUCCUUGUUAACGAUGGUGGAAGAUUGUCGGUGAUGAUAUCGGACUAUUAA
Messenger RNA from Hypoxylon trugodes, 894 nucleotides. RefSeq names its product NAD(P)-binding protein. Lineage: Eukaryota; Fungi; Ascomycota; Sordariomycetes; Xylariales; Hypoxylaceae. The coding region runs from base 1 to 894 and encodes 297 amino acids. Gene Ontology annotation, molecular function: oxidoreductase activity. The transcript has 3 exons. The record is from RefSeq and is a predicted model, not a curated record.